AUGUUACCGGAAUUGAAAAGGUUUACAUUUACUAAGACUGUAGAAGACCAAACUAUUUUUGGGUACACCUUCAUCACCGUCAGCAGUUUUAUUCCAAACACCACAGAUCCCUUAAUAGGAUUUGAUAAUAUUUUCAAUCGAGUUUUAUACGGACGCAAAUCUGAAUUUAUGGAGCCAGACAAAGAUUUUGAAUUUGAGACCCUUAAAUAUCCUGAAAACGAUAACCUGGCGCACUGGCCCUCGGGACAAGUUAUGAGAUCAGAAACAUUUCAAGGCAAGAGUGCUGUGCACAUGCCGUUCCUGGAGUACAUGCAUAAGGGUCACUGUCGUCUGAAGGUCACCAAGGAUUAUAUGCAAACGGCUGUUAAUGCCUUCGCCAUAUUUGUUUCUGGAGACCUUUUUGAUAUUCAAAAUUUACCUGCAUCUUACGUGCUAAACUCGGCUCGCACAAUAGCCAUGAUGAAGGUGGAACGUGAGAAGCUGGCAGCGACGUGGUAUGUAGUUAAAGGGUCCACAUCGACCGUGAACGUCACUUAUGAAACCCUGGAGAAGUUCCGACCACUCUUCAAGCAUGUUAACGCCAGGGACAUCGCCAGGCUCAAUUUGUCCGAUGAUAAGAUACUAUCCUAUAUCGGUACACAUCCUGAUCUUAAUAGACAUCAGGUGGGGGUGGUGGCCAGUAGAUAUAUACAAUUAAAUCCUAGAUGGACAGAGCCCAGAUACCUGAACCUUAUGAACAACUUGUUAUGUGGAGUACCCAUGAUCUUCAUGAGGAGGAUCCCGGAAAACACAUACCUGCAACUGACGCACCAGAUAUUCUACCACAUACGGGCAUGUGAUCCAUUGCAGCGCAAGUUCUAUUUGACAAUGAUGAUGAGAACUCAGGCGCUCGGUAAAUCAUACAGUUGGAGUGCGCGCGAAGUAUCUCGGCUCGGAUUGUUGCUAGCUGAAGUCAGUGGCUCGGACCUGAGUGCCGUCAACCCUGAGGCUAUGUCUGGUAAUGUUGGAAAUGCCGAUACAAAGCCUAUUGUCGAUCACAGAGAUGCAGUUACGUUACCUCGAUACCAAGUGCCUCAACAUCUUGGCGCGUAAGCUGAUCUCUUAUCAAGAAUAUCUUGAAAGCUCCAGCUUUAAAGGCUAUCCAAUAUGGCCUCCACGAUAUUCAUUAAUAUUAGUUGUCUG
Messenger RNA from Spodoptera littoralis (African cotton leafworm), 1182 nucleotides. The record is from the annotation of a GenBank genome assembly. NCBI's taxonomy places the organism in Eukaryota, Metazoa, Arthropoda, Insecta, Lepidoptera, Noctuidae.